Molecule: messenger RNA, 4365 nt
Organism: Onychostoma macrolepis
Lineage: Eukaryota; Metazoa; Chordata; Actinopteri; Cypriniformes; Cyprinidae
Gene: ehmt2
Product: euchromatic histone-lysine N-methyltransferase 2
Exons: 29
Coding region: 50-3676 (1208 amino acids)
Cellular component (GO): nucleus
Molecular function (GO): p53 binding; zinc ion binding; protein-lysine N-methyltransferase activity
Source: RefSeq, a predicted model, not a curated record
UAGAGACGGGUGCGCGCGCGCGCGGUUCUCCUCGAGCGCAUCCGGCAUCAUGUCGGCAUCUGAGCGCGCACUCGAGACCCCAUCAGAUAGGAGCUCUCCUCAAUCCAAACAAGAAGUGGAGCUGAUUCCGCUUGUAAAGGGCAAACAGAUGGAAGACGUGACGGGACGUCAGGAUGAGGGACGUCCCACCACAUCCACUAAAUCAUUCUUAGGCAGUGCUAGUAAAAGCGCCUCUCCCUCCACCUCGUCUCUCUCGUCGCCUUCAUCAGCGUCCGGCAGAGCUAAAAUGAGCGUCUGCGGUCCGAGCAGUAAGACGACUCCUUCCUCCUCCUCAUCUUCAUCACUCUCCUCAUCCUCCUCAGCUCUGUCUUCAGCCGGUCCUCCUGCUAAAGUCCACCGCGCACGCAAGACCAUGAACAGACCGCCGUUCCCACAGAUCAAAUCUGUCGAGUCGAUCACAGCAGCUACACCUGAGAAACCCAUCAGCAGCGCAAAAACAGACGCUGACGCAGUUUUGAAGAAGCGUAAAGUGGGUUUGGAGUCUGAUGCCACGGCCAAUCCUGCAGCAACUCCAGAGAAAGUCCCAAGGCCACAGACAGAGCCUGCACUUAACGUGUCUCCAGCGGCGGCGGGGAAGGUGGAGCCAGUUGCCACAGCGACUAAAGAGCAUCACAGUGGUUGGCUGGAGGAUCUGGAUGAGGAGGCAGAUGAGGAAGAUUUCCACCUGCUCUACAACAGUUACUCUGGAGACGAUCUGAUUUACUCUGACAGCAAGUCAGAUGAUGGGAUGGUAGAGACGCUGGAGGCGGAGCAUCUUUCUGAUCAUAGCUCUGGCUCCGAUCGGCCCCUCGCCGCUUAUAAGAAAACAUCUGCAGAGAGAGACGAGUUGCCAUGGAAACGUCAGGGGAAGGGUAAAGGGCGAGACAAACCCCCUGCUGGAGAGCUGGAGACAGAUAAAGGUGUGGAGUCCGCAGCUGCAGGGGCCGCAGUCGCAGCCACACUGGGCAGCACUGACUACACUGAGGUUCCUCUGGACUCACUGGACAUUUCUGCACCAGACAGCCUCUCUCUGUCUCCACACGCAGAUGGGAGUGAUGCUGAAACAGAGCGUCUGGAGGAGCUUCCUCUGUGCAGCUGCAGGAUGGAGGCGCCGCGUGUGGACGGAUUCAGCGCUCGCUCCAACAGAACCUGCAUGGCCAUAGAGAGCAUCAACGGAGAGCUGGUGGGCUGCACCAAUGUGAUCGUGAAGGGGGAGACGAUGCGUCCGUCCAGCCGCGUGUCUCUAAUGGUGUUGUGCGAGACGCACCGUUCACACAUGGUGAAACAUCACUGUUGUCCAGGCUGUGGAUACUUCUGCCUCUCUGGAACGUUUCUUGAAUGUUGUCCGGACGUUCAUAUUGCUCACCGCUUCCACCGGGGCUGUGUGUCUGUGCUGGGUGGUGGGCGGAGUCGAGGAGGAGUGGGCGUCGGCCUGCUGUUUUGCCCUCACUGCGGUGAGGAUGCAUCAGAGGCGCGUGAAGUCACCAUCCCUCCUGCAGCGCCCUCUUCAGGCUCGAACGUGGUCACUGCAAGCGCGUCGUCCACCACAACCACACCUUCGCUACUUCCCUCCGCGCUCGCGGCCACAGCACGAGCGCUAAACAACGAGAAGAAGAUGGGCGAGCCGAUCAAUGCAAGGAUGCGAUGUCGUGGAGAUCUAACAAAGGGGGCGGAGCUGCAAACUCAGCCGGCCAGUGCCACUCCAGGAGAGGAUGUGGUUGCCCUGGGCGAUGGCGGGGUGGACAGUGUGGGACCGUCGCUCGUCCUGCCCAAUGGGAAGCCAGUCUGUCCCAGUGCACUUCCGCCGGGAGACAGGAGGGCGGCGCUACAGAGAGCCAUUCUCACACAGGACACUGAGAGGAGGAAGAAGCUGCGCUUUCAUCCCCGUCAGCUCUAUCCUGCAGCCAAACAGGGUGAAGCUCAGCGAGUUCUGCUCAUGCUCAUGGAGGGCAUCGACCCGUCGUAUCAGUCGGACUCUCAGAACAGACGCUGUGCUCUUCACGCUGCCGCUCAGAGGGGUCUGCUGGAGGUCUGUUACCUGCUCAUACAGGCAGGUGCUAAGGUGGAUGCCCAAGAUAAGACCCUGAGGACCCCUCUGUUAGAGGCCAUAGUGAAUAAUCAUGUGGAUGUGGUGAAAUACCUGAUCCAGAGCGGAGCCUGCGUCUAUCAUGCAGGACAUCUAUCACCGCUGCACUCGCGUCUCGCACAAGAGAGACGCAUGUUUAGAAAGCCAUGUAAAAUUAAUGAAGAGGACGGAUCUACAGGUCUUCAUCACGCUGCUAAACUGGGGAACCUGGAGGUGGUGAUGCUGUUACUGAGCACCGGACAGGUGGACUUAAACGCACAGGAUAGCGGCGGUUGGACGCCUAUCAUCUGGGCGGCAGAACAUCGACACAUAGACGUGAUCAGAGCUCUGCUCAACAGAGGAGCCGAUGUCACGCUCAGAGACAAAGAGAUGAACGUUUGUCUGCACUGGGCGUCGUUCGCGGGCAGCGCUGAGAUAGCGGAGCUGGUCCUGAACGCUGGCUGUCCUCUGUCGUCCGUUAACCUGCAUGGAGACACGCCGCUGCACAUCGCUGCUCGCGAGGGCUACAUCGACUGCGUCACGCUGUUUCUUUCUCGAGGUGCUGACAUCGACAUUAUGAAUAAGGAGGGUGACACGCCGCUCUCUCUCGCCCGCUGUGACACACCCGUCUGGGUGGCGCUACAGAUUAACAGGAAGUUGCGUAGGGGAAUCGCCAAUCGUGUUGUACGGACAGAGAGGAUCAUAUGCAGUGACGUGGCUCAGGGUUAUGAGAAUGUUCCCAUCCCGUGUGUUAACGGCGUGGAUGAUGAAGGCUGUCCGUCUGACUACAAAUACAUCGCAGAGAACUGCGAAACAUCCACCAUGAACAUCGACCGCAACAUCACACACCUGCAGCACUGCAGCUGUACAGAUGAUUGUUCCUCCAGUAACUGUCUUUGCGGGCAGCUCAGCAUCCGCUGCUGGUACGACAAGGAUCAUCGCCUCCUUCAGGAGUUUAACAAAAUCGAGCCUCCUCUGAUCUUCGAGUGCAACAUGGCCUGCUCCUGCCAUAAAACCUGCAAGAACCGAGUGGUUCAAGCUGGAAUCAAGGUGCGUCUGCAGCUCUACCGGACGGAGAAGAUGGGAUGGGGCGUCAGAGCGCUUCAGGACAUUCCUCAAGGAAGUUUCAUCUGCGAGUAUGUUGGCGAGCUGAUCUCUGACGCAGAAGCAGACGUGAGGGAGGACGAUUCGUACCUCUUUGAUCUGGACAACAAGGAUGGUGAAGUGUACUGUAUUGACGCCCGUUACUAUGGUAACAUCAGCCGCUUUAUAAAUCAUCUGUGUGACCCCAACAUCAUCCCUGUACGCGUGUUCAUGCUGCACCAGGACCUGCGCUUCCCACGCAUCGCCUUCUUCAGCUCCAGAGACAUUUUCACCGGACAGGAGCUCGGGUUUGAUUAUGGCGAUCGUUUCUGGGACAUCAAGAGCAAGUACUUCACCUGUCAGUGCGGCUCAGAGAAGUGCAAACAUUCGGCAGAGGCCAUCGCGCUGGAGCAGAGCCGGCUGGCCCGUCUGGAAGUCUGUCCCGAAACGGCCGGUGAAGCCGGACUCCCUGUGUUGGGACACUCGUGAUGAGACCCUGUGUUUAAUGCACACAUGUACAGCUCUCAAACGUGUGCUUGCGUACGAUUAUCACAGAGAAGGCUAUGUUCGCAUUAUCAAAUGAUUCAUUUCUUCCGUCUGACAGGACACAGGAAAUUAUAAAAUGACACAGCGGCCUAAAGUUCAGCACACGCAAAUGCCGUUUGAAAAUACCAGCAGGAAGUGACAUUUAAAUUCAAGGCUAUCAUUUCUGUUUGGAUCAGGAGGGAAAAUGUAAAAAAAACAAAAAAACUGUGAUUUUAUGCAAACUGUCAUCAGAUCACAAACAGUCCCUCUUUUUCAUUAAAAAUCAUGAGCUUUUUUUGUAUGUGUAAUUGUUUUAAUAAAUACUGUUUUAUACAGAAAUGUAUUUUCCUUUUGUUGUUGGAAAACACAAAUCACAGUUUACCAGGGUAAUCAAAUGCAAUAUUUCAGUUAUCAUUUUUUAUUACUGUCGAAUCAUAAAUCGAUUAGAUGUUUUACAGUUUUCAUAUUGCACAUUCUUCCUCAUGGGUUGACCUGAAUUAUUAGUCAAAGUGUGUCAUUGAGUGAAUGUAGUACUCAUUUCUGAUAAGAGUCUGUAUUACUGUACAGAUAAAUCAAUAAUAUCCAGAGGGGAAAAAGUCAUUUUCACAUGCUAUGAACAGGACAUUCAAAUCUUAACCGAACAUUAUAUAUAA